This is a messenger RNA of Salvelinus namaycush (lake trout), 1096 nucleotides long. Its product is annotated as afadin- and alpha-actinin-binding protein. Lineage: Eukaryota; Metazoa; Chordata; Actinopteri; Salmoniformes; Salmonidae. Bases 183 to 908 code for a protein of 241 amino acids. The transcript is spliced from 4 exons. The record is from RefSeq and is a predicted model, not a curated record.
GCAUUAACUUGGCAGCUAAGGCAAGCUUUGAACUUUUGGACAAAGUUACUUAGUCAUCUUUCUCUCCGGUUCUCCAUGUCAUCCACCUUCUUCCAAGCCUCUCUCUCCCCACGCCCCUCUCUUUCUCCUCUCCUCCAUCUCUACCUUCCCUCCCCAUUUCUCCAUGUCAUCCACCUUCUUCCAUGCCCUCUCUCUCCCCACGCCCCUCUCUUUCUCCUCUCCUCCAUCUCUACCUUCCCUCCCCAUUUCUCCAUGUCAUCCACCUUCUUCCAAGCCCUCUCUCUCCCCACGCCCCUCUCUUUCUCCUCUCCUCCAUCUCUACCUUCCCUCCCCAUUUCUCCAUGUCAUCUCCCCCUCCCCAGGACAGUGUGAUCACUCCGGUCCCGGAUGCUCUGACAGACUGCUACUUCCUGGAAGAGUGGGAGCGGCUUCAGGACAGCUGGGCGGAGCUAGAACACCAGAAGCGGACCUUCCAUAGGGAGAGACGGGCCUUCACCGACGCCGCCAUCCGAUUGGGCCACGAGAGACGUGACUUUGAGCAGCAGAGGGCCUGUGUGGUGAAGCAGCAGUAUCUAUUUGACUCUCCGUUGCAGCAUCACAACAGGAGAGAGAGCACCGUCCUCAAUCUCUCAGAUUCUGAUCACAUGAUCUUGUCCGGCUGCCGGCUGGCCACGCCCUCCUCUGCCGAGUCUGGGAUCAUGCCCUGGUUAGGGUCAUCGGGGUCUCUGCAGGUUCAUGGCAGGGUCAAAGUUCACACGCCCAGCACCCCAGAGCUCUACUCUGCCCUCCAACUGCCCUACAGCUGCAGGUCCAGUGAGAGUGAUGCCCAGUCAGAGUGCUGGGAUGUGGGGGCAGAGAGGCUCCAGGUCGCCCCCCCUGGUACUCGCCUGGACUGGUCAUUUCAGUAGGAUUGCUGUUUAUGUAGUUUCCAUUGUAUGUUUUAUAAUAUUGUCUGUUUCAGGUGUAUGUUGUUCCUUUGUCGUUUCUGUUGUGUUUUAUGAAAUCGUUUUUCAAUGUGAUUAAUAAAGAUUAAUUGUUUGACACGUACCUUCUCUACUAAUGAUUACUGAAUUGACUCCAUGAGCCAGGAGAAAUG